Molecule: messenger RNA, 1016 nt
Organism: Panicum hallii
Lineage: Eukaryota; Viridiplantae; Streptophyta; Magnoliopsida; Poales; Poaceae
Exons: 3
Coding region: 37-690 (217 amino acids)
Source: RefSeq, a predicted model, not a curated record
AGCGCGUUUGGUUUCUUUCCCCUUCCGCAAACCAAAAUGUUGGCGGCUCGCCGGCUCUCCGCCGCCACCUCCGCCUCCACCUCUCCUCUCCUCCUCCGCCGCCGCCUCUCUGUGCAGAUCCAUUCCACGGCCCUGCCGCCGCCGCCCCCGCCCCCGCCGGAGGCGACCGAGUCGGGGCCGGGAGCGUGGGCCCGCCGCGCGGCGGCGCUCUCACUGCUGGGGCUGACCGGCGCCGUCGCGGCCAGCGCCGUCAGCGACCUCUCUGUCUUUCUCUCCUGCUCCAGCCAGGCAAUAGGGAAGGCCACCCAGAACCAGCAGAUAGUGAAUGCCAUUGGCAAGCCGAUUGUGCGGGGCCCCUGGUACAGUGCUUCCAUUGCUGUGAAUCAUGCGAGGCAUUCUGUCUCCUGCACGUUCCCAGUGUCCGCCCCCCAAGGAAGCGGGCUUCUGAAGUUCAAGGCUGUUCGUCUGGGAGAUGAAUCUUGGUAUUCAUUCCUAAAGCCCAGUGACUGGGAGAUACUCAUAAUGGACGCCAUCCUUGACAUUCAUACUGAAGAUGGGAAACACCGAACAAUGAGGGUAACCAUUCCAGACAACACCCCUGCUCCACCGCCAGCCGACUGCACCGCGUGCAAGUCCCAUACACCUCCGACUCCGUCUCCGCCUCUGCCUCCACCGCCAGCGGAUAAGUGAAUUCAUUUGGAUAUGGUUUAUUCAUCUGAAUAUGGCUACCAUGGAGUGACUUGUUCUUUCCUCGAUCCCUGGCAAUCCUGGAGGAAAUAAGUGUCAUAUUUUUCACCCAAGAAGGUGCAGAUCCAUAUCUAGAAAUAGCAAGAGUACUUUUCUGAUAUUCGAAAUCUGGACGCAUGGGAUAGGAUAGGUUAGAUGAAAAUAUGUAUCCGGCCGACCAUCCUCUGAACUUCUGAAGGUCAGGUCCAUCAGUCUCAAACAGCUAAGAUUUGCUUUAGGGUCACCACUCACUUGCUAGCAAUAAAGCAUCACAGAAAAGUUUAGGUUGA